AUAGCAGCCUUAAAGUCAGAUGGGACUGCAGGGGAGAUUUAAAACUACUGCGAAGAAACACGGAGACGGACAGGAAGUUUUUUUUAGUAAACAUUUUCAAUGUUCUGUUCAGUUUGGGCUAUGUGAAAUACAAGAUUGGUGAACUCUUGGACUGACAGUCUGGAUUAAAGGGUGGUUUGUGAAGGACAUGGGAUUAAUCAGGAAUCAAGAGGCAUUGUGUCAGUAAUGUAAUCUUACAUGCCACGGAUAUUUCUCUUCAGGUUUACGUCAAGGAAAGUUCAAUAUUUUCUUCAACGGCUGGCCUUAAGUUACUUCAGGAGAAAUGAUACGCUACUUGUCUCUUCUAAUUGUCCUCAGUCUUUUUGUGUCUCAGUGUCUCGGCGGAUGUGCAGAGGUGGACUCCAUGACUGAAGCCGUGGCAGGAGAAGGAUUCCUGCUGGGCUGCAUCUCCUGUAAAAGAAGAGAGGAGGUCUCUGCACGAGCCACAGUAGACUGGCACUUCAAACCGCUGGGAGAGGAGGAGUUCAUGCAUAUUUUUCACUAUGACCACCCCAGUUCCGACAUAAUCCAUGAAGAUUUCAGUGACCGUCUGGAGUGGCAUGGGACACAAAACAGUGAUAUUCAGACAGGAGCUAUUUACAUUUCUAACGUCACCUUUAAUGACACAGGGACGUACCGCUGCACAAUCCACCGCACCCUCUUAAUGGCGCAGCAUGAUGAGCAUGUCACUGUGGAGAAGGAGGUGGAGCUCAGCGUGGUGGCUGUAGCCAAUCGGGAGCUGACAGCGGUGAUCUCAGAGAUAAUGAUGUACGUGCUGAUUGUGGUUCUGCAGCUGUGGCUCAUUGUGGUUCUGGUGUACUGUUACAAGAAGAUUUCAGAGGAGCAUGAAGCUCGGGAGGCCCGUAAGGCUCUCAAAGCUCAGGCAGAGCUGUUAGAAUCAAAAGACACCUGUGACGGGGUGCAGCUAGAGUAAAAUUACCGGUAACAAGCUCAUCUCUCCGCGAGUCAAGCUUCAUUAUUGUGCCAUGAUGAGAGGUUGAAAUUUGAAUGCCUUGGUCAACUAGCUGAUGAUGCUUGAAAGUUUGUAGAUUUGUAAAUAGAGUUUUCAAUAAUUCAAUAAAUUAUUUUUAUUGGUGAA
Molecule: messenger RNA, 1138 nt
Organism: Morone saxatilis (striped sea-bass)
Lineage: Eukaryota; Metazoa; Chordata; Actinopteri; Moronidae
Exons: 6
Coding region: 323-973 (216 amino acids)
Biological process (GO): cardiac muscle cell action potential involved in contraction; regulation of heart rate by cardiac conduction; sodium ion transport
Cellular component (GO): voltage-gated sodium channel complex
Molecular function (GO): sodium channel regulator activity
Source: RefSeq, a predicted model, not a curated record